This is a messenger RNA of Aspergillus caelatus, 651 nucleotides long. RefSeq names its product putative prefoldin subunit 2. The coding region runs from base 56 to 412 and encodes 118 amino acids. The record is from RefSeq and is a predicted model, not a curated record. The transcript is spliced from 4 exons. Gene Ontology annotation, biological process: protein folding. Gene Ontology annotation, cellular component: cytoplasm; prefoldin complex. NCBI's taxonomy places the organism in Eukaryota, Fungi, Ascomycota, Eurotiomycetes, Eurotiales, Aspergillaceae. Gene Ontology annotation, molecular function: protein folding chaperone.
CCCGCCCCGCAGCUCCAACUUUGCAACAGCGCGCUGUUACGACUCACAGACGAAAAUGGCCAGCCAACAGCAAGUAAACCCCAAGAGGCAACAGGAGCUCCAGCUCCAAUACUCAAAUUACAAAAACACACUGCAACAAAUGGCGCAGAAGAUCGGAGACAUUGAGCAGGAAGCUGAGGAGCAUAAGCUUGUCAUCGAGACACUCGAACCCCUCCCUGAAGAGAGAAAGUGUUUCCGCAUGGUGAAUGGUGUGCUGGUUGAGCGGAGCAUCAAGGAUGUUUUACCUACAUUGAAAACCAACUCCGACGGCCUGAAGCAAGUAUUGGAAGAGCUGCUGAAGCAGUACAAGUCUAAGCAGACGGAAAUGGACAACUGGAAGAAAAAGAACAAUAUCCAAGUCGUACAACCUUGAACCCAAUUUGAUUUGUAUUAGCGAUUCGUUAUCUCUUUCUACGCCCCUUUUCUAAUGUCUAUAUUGGUUCAUCGGGAGAUAGAGGGAGAAAAAAAUGGCGUUACCAGGAGUCUGAAAACAAGCCCAAAUGUUUAAACAGGCCUCGUAGCCUUUGUGCUAGAGCCGCGAUAGAAAUCACCUACGUCGCGAAACCGGCCAAUUAGUCCAGUUUUGUAUACAAUGCCAGCUUAUGGAACUAG